Physella acuta is the source of this 1343-nucleotide messenger RNA. Its product is annotated as equilibrative nucleobase transporter 1. Gene Ontology annotation, molecular function: transmembrane transporter activity. The record is from RefSeq and is a predicted model, not a curated record. Gene Ontology annotation, biological process: transmembrane transport. NCBI's taxonomy places the organism in Eukaryota, Metazoa, Mollusca, Gastropoda, Physidae.
UGACUGCCGGACGAGAUCGUCUGCUACCCCAUCAACAUCCCCUCAUAUAGCCCUCACCCCCCACCUCCCACACACGUGCACCACUCACCAUGACCCGGAAGUGCUCCAAACGUCUAGCCGCCCUGGUCUGGGCGCUGCUAGAAUGCAUGUUCUUCUCCUCCGUGGUACUAGGCUGGACCUGGCUGUCCAUCGUCCUCCAGAAGGACGGCUACUUCCCCGAGUACUGCAACGCCACCGUGACCAACGUGACGUCACUUCCUGUGUCCACAACGGUCAAACCCAAAAGCCCGUGCGUGAGUCGCCGGCCGAGGACCCCAAACGUCAGCCGGAAGUUGGAUGUGAGUACCACUACCAGGGCGAGUGAUCUGCCCUUUGGUGAACACGGGAUUUCGGAUUUACGAAUAGAUUGGGAUAUGCUAAUCCUAAGCGACACCAGGAUUCUAAACAGAUUGAAGCGCGCGGAGCCUGACGCCAACCUGACGUCACUGAGCGCUAAUGACGUCAUCGAUCUCACCGGUCACUGCCGCGAGAAGCUGCGCGUCAUGUUUGCUCUGGUGCUCAUCAUCCGGGACCUGCUCACCUUCCCGCUCGGCAUUUUCUACGACAAGUACGGCACGACACGGACACGUCUGCUGACCGUACUGACCUUUGCCCUUGGCACCCUAAUGAUGACCUUCACCAGCAGCAGCGUCCCCUGGCUGGUGGUGCCGGCUCUGGCACUGACCGGUGUGGCCGGCAGUGCCGUGUUCCUCACCAACCUCCAGACAGCCAACCUGUUCGGCCGGAAACGUCACAUUGUCAUCUCCCUUUACGUAGGGGCAGCUUACUCUAACGGCAUCAUAACAUGGCUCAUGCAGCUGUUCCACACCAUAGGUGUUGACGUUCAGACGUCCUUCAUGUUUCUCACCAUCGGUAUCGUCCCUAUGCUCGUCUCCACCGUGGCCUUCUUGCCCAAGACAAGGAUUCCCUGGCCACUUCCGGCAGACUACGGCAAACGGCGCAACCAAUCGCUGGACGAGGCCAUGUUACGUAAGCAGAGGGCGUGGCAGAGGCGCAUGUCAGAAGACCUUGACCCCGACCUUGACCCCCACAUGUACCCCGACUCCUCCCCACUUACCGAUUACGCUUCGACAGAGGCUGGCGUCACUCGGUGCCGGCGCCCCCCGCCCAGGUUUUCCCCCACCGCCGUCCAGCCGCUGUUCGUCUGGUCGCUCCUGUGGUUCGGCAUUCACAAGCUGCAUGAGGCUGUCUUUGAGAUGAGGGUCGUGGAGAUAGCCGGCCUGGAGAUUAUGGGACCACUGGGUGAGUUGGAUUAUCUCUUAGAUUAUGGGGGCACUGGGUGA